This is a messenger RNA of Brassica napus (rape), 924 nucleotides long. Its product is annotated as putative F-box protein At4g09190. Bases 1 to 924 code for a protein of 307 amino acids. The transcript has 2 exons. Lineage: Eukaryota; Viridiplantae; Streptophyta; Magnoliopsida; Brassicales; Brassicaceae. The record is from RefSeq and is a predicted model, not a curated record. Gene Ontology annotation, molecular function: protein binding.
AUGGACCAAAAUAAAAUCGAUGGAUCAACACAUGAUGAUGAUAAUGAUAGAUCUCUGUCAAUAGAGCAUGUUCCCCUCGACCUAAUGGGCGAGAUUCUCUCAAGACAGCCAGCUAAAUCGAUUGGGAGUUCUCGCUCUGUCUCUAAGUUAUGGUCUUCCAUCACCACAACUCAAGGUUUCAUCAAGUCAUUCGCUGCUAGGUCAUCGGAAUCAUCACAGCCUUGUGAUCUGCUAAUCUUCAGCAAACGCGACAAGCUGUUUGUUUUCUCCUUUCCUCAAACAGAGAGUUAUCAAUUUAAAAUCCCCCGUGAUGGUUUCCUUCAGCGCUACGAUUCCGUCCACGGCUUGGUUUACUUGGAAACUUCUACGCAGCUCAUGAUUUGGAAUCCAACCAUGAAACGGUUCUUCACUUUACCUGAACCUGAAGGCAGCGAGGGCAAAUACAUCACAGGAUCUUUGGGAUAUGAUCCUAUUGACUGUAAAUACAAAGCAUUGUGCCAUCUUACAGGAGACAAGAUUGGGAUUCUUACAUUGGGAUCGCAGGAGUCAUGGAGAAUACUAUCCCAAGGCUUCCCAAGUCAUUCUCGACGCAUGUCAGAUUGUGUGAUAUGCAUUAAUGGAGUCAUAUACUAUCAAUGUUUUUCUGGUCUUUCUCUGGCUCAUGCCAUUAUGAGCUUUCAUGUCAGGUCUGAAAAGUUCCAUUUGAUAAAUUAUCCGUCCAGGGAUGGUUGCUUUUUCGUAUCUUAUGAGGGAAGACUAGCUUUGAUGGUAAGCUCCAAUGGCCACUCUGGUAUUGAAUUGUGGAUCUUGGUGAACGCAGAGAAUCACGAAUGGGUAUACAAACACUUUCCUACACCUUAUCUUCGUCAGACAUUUUGGGUUUUGAGGGAUAUGAAGUUGAAAGGUGUUACUGACGCAGACUGA